Molecule: messenger RNA, 375 nt
Organism: Capronia coronata CBS 617.96
Lineage: Eukaryota; Fungi; Ascomycota; Eurotiomycetes; Chaetothyriales; Herpotrichiellaceae
Exons: 1
Coding region: 1-375 (124 amino acids)
Source: RefSeq, a predicted model, not a curated record
AUGAGCUCCUCAUCGGCUUCGUCCUCUUCUUCCGUCCGAACAUCCUCCCCGGGUGCAUCCUACAGCAACUUCCGAAGUCCGGCACGGGAACUCACCAACAUCGCCGCCGUCUCGCCCAUCUUGGGUGCCUCAUACUCGUCGAGCCCCACGAGCUACCUCCGUCGUCAGCCGUCCGCCAUUGACUUGGCUCUGGAGGAAGAGAAAUACGCCGACCACGUCGAGCUGCUGGGGUUGGGUCUCCUCGAACCCAGGCCUCGGGCCAAUACUUCGUCGACCGUCUCUUCUCGACCAUGCUCGAUGAUGGACUUUAUGCAUGACAGCAUGCAGACCCCCGUGGUUCUGGACGGGAUCUUUGAAGUCCUGGAGCGGGCAUGA